CGCCCUGCCCGCCACAGCAGCAGCAGCAGCAGCAGCAGCCCAAGCACGGACACCCCCCCUUGCUCCCUUCCCCCGGUGGCGGCGGGAGGCGGCGACGGCUCCGGAGUGGCUCGGAAGGGUCGCCUGUCCGGUUGGAGGCGGCGGUGGCGGCGAGUGCCGCUGCUGCGGGGGACGGAGGAGGAGCCCGCGCGGAGGAAGGCUUUAUGUUGACUAUGAGUCUUGUGAUGAUAAGUGAGAAUGUGAAGCUAGCACGUGAAUAUGCAUUGCUUGGGAAUUAUGAUUCUGCAAUGGUUUACUAUCAGGGAGUGCUUGACCAAAUGAGCAAAUACCACUCUUCUGUCAAAGAUACGUAUCUUCAACAGAAAUGGCAACAGGUUAGGCAGGAGAUAAGUAUAGAAGCUAAGCAUGUGAAGGAUAUCAUGAAGACACUGGAAAGUUUUAAAUUAGACAGCACUCCUUUAAAAGCGGCACAUCAGGAAUUACCAGCUCAUGAUGGAGAAGUUUGGUCGUUGCCUGUACCUGCUGAUCGUAGAUCUUCACCAGGGCCUAGGAAACGUCAGUCAGCUCAGUGCAGUGAUUGCAGAAAUCAAAAUAACCGGGUUGGAGCAGCUGCUAGAGUCCUUCAUCGACCUUCUUCCCGAAGUACUAAUGAUAAAGGCAAAGUUGUUCGUGGUCGGGAAAAGAAAGAUCCAUUAAAUAAAGGAAAAGAGGAAAAAAAUAAGUCCUCAACUGAUAUUUCAGAACCUGAGCCAAAGAAAUUUGAUGGCACUGGAUAUGAUAAAGACUUAGUAGAAGCUCUAGAAAGAGAUAUCAUUUCCCAAAAUCCCAAUGUUCGAUGGGAUGAUAUAGCUGAUUUAGUGGAUGCUAAAAAAUUACUCAAGGAGGCAGUAGUUUUACCCAUGUGGAUGCCAGAAUUUUUUAAAGGAAUCAGAAGGCCCUGGAAGGGUGUAUUGAUGGUUGGUCCUCCUGGCACUGGAAAAACACUGCUUGCAAAAGCUGUAGCUACUGAAUGCAAAACUACCUUUUUCAACAUAUCAUCAGCAACACUCACUUCAAAAUACAGAGGAGAAUCUGAAAAGCUUGUUCGCCUAUUAUUUGAAAUGGCUCGGUUCUAUGCACCAACAACAAUAUUUAUUGAUGAAAUUGACUCCAUCUGUAGCCGUCGAGGAACUUCUGAGGAACACGAAGCCAGCCGAAGGGUGAAGGCAGAAUUACUUGUUCAGAUGGAUGGAGUGGGAGGUGCUUCUGAAAAUGAUGAUCCUUCCAAAAUGGUGAUGGUACUUGCUGCUACUAAUUUUCCAUGGGAUAUUGAUGAAGCAUUACGACGUCGCCUUGAAAAAAGAAUUUAUAUUCCUUUGCCAUCAGCCAAAGGCAGAGAGGAGCUACUCAGAAUAAAUCUACAGGAGUUGGAACUUGCUGCUGAUGUUGACCUUGUCACUAUUGCACAGAAUAUGGAAGGUUAUUCUGGAGCUGACAUUACCAAUGUGUGCAGAGAUGCUUCACUGAUGGCUAUGAGAAGGCGUAUUGAAGGCUUGACGCCAGAAGAAAUCAGAAAUCUUUCCAGAGAUGAAAUGCACAUGCCAACAACAAUGGAAGAUUUUGAAAUGGCCUUAAAAAAAGUUUCAAAAUCAGUCUCUGCUGCGGACAUUGAGAAAUAUGAAAAAUGGAUUUUUGAAUUUGGAUCAUGUUAAGCCUUUCUACCUUGAGAAAUCUGCCUUAAGUAUUGUAAAGAGUUCCAAAAGUAAUGAAAAAGUAGUACUCCUGGGUGCUCAGUGCUAUUUUUUAACUUUUUGUAACAACCAUAUAUAGUAAAGUUGGUUUUUUAAAGUGC
Notechis scutatus (mainland tiger snake) is the source of this 1831-nucleotide messenger RNA. RefSeq names its product katanin catalytic subunit A1 (gene KATNA1). The record is from RefSeq and is a predicted model, not a curated record. Gene Ontology annotation, molecular function: microtubule binding; ATP hydrolysis activity; microtubule severing ATPase activity. Gene Ontology annotation, cellular component: microtubule cytoskeleton. Lineage: Eukaryota; Metazoa; Chordata; Lepidosauria; Squamata; Elapidae. Gene Ontology annotation, biological process: microtubule severing.